This is a messenger RNA of Blumeria graminis f. sp. triticale, 2445 nucleotides long. NCBI's taxonomy places the organism in Eukaryota, Fungi, Ascomycota, Leotiomycetes, Helotiales, Erysiphaceae. The record is from the annotation of a GenBank genome assembly.
AUGAGUAUCUCAAUACACAUCCAGAUAGCAGUGCUGAUUCUUGGCGUAACGUUCAUUUGUCCUUCCCUCUCUCAUUCUACCGAGAGGAACUAUUUAAAUUACAUAUCAGUCCUUGAAAAUGCUCAAAUAAGUACAAAGUCGCGUCGAGUACAUGCCGGCUCGAAGUUCGAUCUUGAAUUUGAUCUACACCACGGAAAACAAAAGAUACGUCUGACACUAUCACCUAAUAAUGCUGUAAUCCAAGACGGUGCAACCGUCCAGUACAUGGCUCCAGAUGGUUCCCUUAGAACGACAGAGAAACUAAAUAGAAGUGAUUAUCGAGUGUUCAUGGGUGACUCAUGGACAAGGCAUUAUGGAGACUUUGAGUGGACCAACGUAGGAUGGGCGAGGAUCGUAGUUCAUAGAGAUGGAGAUAAUCCAUUAUUCGAGGGUGCCUUUCGAGUCGAUGGAGAUCACCACCAUAUUCAGACUCGUACGCACUUCAUGCAAACAAAACAUAAGCAAGAUCCAAACUUGAAACUAUCCAACGAAGAGUAUCUAGUCGUAUGGAGAGACUCAGAUAUAUCGCAGGACUUCAACGUCAAUCACGGUGAAAAUCUGCACAAAGAGCUCAAAAGGGGCUUCAUGAGUGAAAGUGACUGCUCUGCUGAUGGGCUAAGCUUUAAUACGCAGAUGGACCAUCCAAUAUUUAGCUCUAUGAGAAAACGAGAUCAGCCCAACUCGAAUAUUUUCCGAAAUCUAUUGGGCAGGCAAAUCGAUGGUCAGCUGGGAGGAAAUUCUGCCGGUGUAAAUCUUGUCAGCUCAAUUGGGUCGACGUCAGGGUGCCCUACAACCCGGAAAGUAGCCCUGGUCGGGAUUGCAACUGAUUGCACAUACACUGCGGCAUUCAGUUCGACAACGGCAGCUAGGACAAAUAUCAUUAAUGUUAUAAAUUCUGCUUCUCAAAUCUAUGAAUCAAGUUUCAACAUAACUCUGGGCCUACAAAAUCUUACUAUCAGUGAUGCAUCUUGCCCUAUGGCUCCAUCAGCUGCUGCCCCAUGGAACAUUAAAUGCAGCGAUUCGGUAGACAUACAGGAUCGUUUAAAUCUCUUUUCUGCGUGGCGAGGCGAACGAAACGACAACAACGCUUACUGGACUUUGCUAAGUACUUGUGGCUCUGGAUCUGCCGUCGGCCUUGCAUGGCUCGGUCAAGCUUGCGUAAAUACGGCUCAAGUUACCUCGGCUUCAUCGAUAAAUGAAACAGUGAGUGGAGCUAAUGUUGUGGUUAGGACUGGGACUGAGUGGCAAGUCGUAGCUCAUGAAACUGGGCACACGUUUGGAGCCGUUCAUGACUGCACUUCUGCAUCCUGCAACGAUCCUAUGACUGUUGCUUCACAACAAUGCUGUCCUUUAAGCUCUUCGACAUGCGAUGCUGGCGGAGCUUAUAUAAUGAAUCCCAGUACUAAAAGUAAUAUUCAACUUUUUUCGCCCUGUACGAUUGGGAACGUAUGCUCUGCCAUUGGAAGAAAUAGCGUCAAAACUACAUGCCUAACUGCAAAUAAAGGGAUAACUACUAUCACUGGCAGUCAAUGUGGAAAUGGCAUUGUAGAGGCAGGCGAAGAUUGUGACUGUGGAGGAACCGCUAGUUGUGGAACUAACCCUUGUUGCGAGCCUAAAACCUGUAAGUUCAAAGCUAGCGCGGCUUGCGACUAUAGCAAUGAAGAUUGUUGUAAUACCAGCUGUCAGUUUGCGUCAACCGGCACUAUUUGUCGGGCAUCAACAGGAAAAUGUGACCCUGAAGAGAAAUGCAGUGGAACGAAUGCAUCUUGCCCAGAAGAUGUUACUGCACCAGAUGGCACCAGUUGUGGUAAUUCUUUAUCUUGUGCCUCGGGGCAGUGUACCUCGCGUGAUCUGCAAUGCAAAACUUUGAUGGGUGUAUUUACUCAGGGAAACGAUACUUUUGCAUGUUCAUCCAGCGGUUGUCAAAUAUCUUGUGCUUCCCCAGAGUUCGGAUCUAAUGUUUGCUACUCAAUGCAGCAAAAUUUUUUGGACGGGACCUCUUGUCAAGGUGGCGGGAAAUGUCUAAAUGGACAAUGCAGCGGUUCAAGCGUUGCAAAAGAGUUUACGAGCUGGAUUCAAAAAAAUGGCCGCCUUGUUAUAAUAUUAGCCUCUGUGAUUGGUGGAUUUUUAAUAUUCACUCUUAUCUCGUGUUGCGUAAGCGGCAUCAAGAAGGGUAAACGACAUAGGUCAGAAGCUGCUCUCAGAGCCAACAGGCCCAAAAUUUCGAACAUCGGCUUUCAAAAUUAUAAUUUUCCAAAUCAAGGAUGGAGUAAUUCGAAUAAUCAUCCGUCUAGGCAAUUGAUGGAACGAACUCCAAAUCCUCAGACGAACGGUUGGUGGGAUAACCAAGGAAACUGGGUACAGCAACCACUGCCAGCUUGGCAGAGCGGCGCUGUCUACAGGUGA